UCGAGCCGGCGGCGUCUCCCUUCUCUCCCCUCAGUCCCGCGCGGCGGCCGUGGAGGCAGCAGCGAGCUCGGGAGCGGCGCUGCCUCUGCCUCCUCCUCCUCAUCUUCCUCCUCGCUCUCCCCUCCGGGGCACGAUGCAGUUUAUGUUGCUUUUUAGUCGCCAGGGGAAACUGAGACUCCAGAAGUGGUAUGUCCCACUAUCUGACAAAGAAAAGAAGAAAAUCACAAGGGAACUUGUUCAAACAGUAUUAGCCCGCAAACCGAAAAUGUGCAGCUUCCUGGAAUGGAGAGACCUGAAGAUUGUCUACAAAAGAUAUGCAAGCCUCUAUUUCUGCUGUGCCAUUGAAGAUCAGGACAAUGAACUAAUAACUCUGGAAAUAAUUCAUCGUUAUGUAGAACUUCUUGACAAGUAUUUUGGCAGUGUAUGUGAACUUGAUAUCAUCUUCAAUUUUGAAAAAGCCUAUUUUAUUCUGGAUGAGUUCCUCUUGGGAGGGGAGGUCCAGGAGACUUCCAAGAAAAAUGUUCUCAAAGCCAUUGAACAGGCAGAUCUUCUACAGGAGAAGCUAGACUCUCUUCUUUGAGACUCACUCAGGUAUAGUUCUUUAGAUUCUAUAGACCUUCUUUUCUUUUCUGCUAUAGGUUGCUUACUCUGGCACGUUUCUAACUUUAAAGUUGACAAAGCAGUAAUAGUAUUGCCACAGAAACAUUUGGGUUUUCACCUUGAAUGCUUUUGUACGUUAUGAACUUGGAAGAAAUAUAGAUUGCAUUUUUUCCUACUUUUUCUUUCAAAACUAUUUAAUGGGGAGGAGUUCAUUGACACAGAAAAUAACGUUUCCCUCUUGUUUCUCCAUCUUGUACUUUCCUUUAUAAUUAAUUGCUAUAACUUUGAGGUCAGCAUUAAUGCCUUGAAUGUCUAAAUGAAAUUCAUGAAAUUCUAGUAGGCUGAAGAAAUUAUCAGUCUUUGUGAGAGUCAGUGAAACAUGGUUUAGCAGAGAUGAUGAAUCAUAUUUUAAACAUAACCAAAAGAUACUAUAUAAAUGUUAGCUGCUUUAUUAUUACAGUUAAUAUGAACCUUCCAUUUGUUAACUUGCCCAGUCAGUUUAUUGCUUAAUUCUCAUGUGAACAUUCUGUUUUCAGCUUGUUGAAUGUUGUAUUAUUAGGAUGCGGAAACACAAAGUUCUUUAUCAUUGUAGUUGUAUCUGUAAUCCUUUCAGAGUACAGACAAAACCAGAACAUGUUGAAGUUCUCAUCUGUCAGCAGUUAGAUGCUAUUAUGAAUAGGGCCAGCAUUACACAGAUCUGUUAGCAUCUUUUUUCUAGGAAGGAAAUACUUGCACAGACAUACAACUUGUGUUCUAAAGAAGUUUCAGCUGGACCUUUUUUAACACUUAGAAGGAAUUAUUUUAACUGGAAGUCUUGUUUCAGAUUACAAAGAGGGGGGAAAAAACCCAUCAAUUUUACCUUAAAAUCUUUUGCUGUUCUUCAUAUAAAAUCAGAUAUAAUAGGUUAGUUACCUAUUCCAGUCUGUCUCCUGCAAAUGCAGAGUUAAUUACAUAUAAAUUGAAGUUACUGUAUUUUCUUAAACUUCAAAGCCCGUAAGAGUCUUUUCACCAUUUUCUUAGGGCUCUUCUAAAGCAAAAACUAGGAAUUAAUUACUGAGCUUGUCCAAGCAAUUAGCAUUCUCUUUUUAGACUUAUAUAACAUAAUUUCAAGUUAAUAGUGUGCACUCAAAAGGAUGUAUCACUUUUUCAACUGGAGACUUUUCCCUAAUGCUGUGAUAGCAUUACCUUGGUCCCCUUUACUCCUGAGACUCUUUACUCUUCUCCCUCUCUGAGAUUUUCUUUGUUCUAUCAAGGUUUAUUAACUAUUUUCUGAAUAAAUUGGAAUUCAGCAGUUGAUCGUGGCUCCACUGUAUUCUUAUGUUUGGUGUUUAUAAGCUAAUUGAUUUUUCAUCUUAGUAGAAUUACGCUGGCUGUCAGUCAAGUAUGAAACUACUCCAUAUAUAUGCUUUUUAGUUUAUAAGAACUGUAAAGGUCUGAGUUUAUAUUUAAAUUGAGCUUCCAAUAGGGUUAGACUUCUUUUGUGGAUGACUUUUUUGUAUUAACUGCUACUAUGUGCAUGCUGAGUCUAAAGGAGAAGGUUGUUAAAAUAAUAGUUUGCCACAACUGGAGACUCUUUGUAUUUCUGUUUAAUUUUGCUUCUCAGAAUACCUCAAAGCUACUGGAAUGAAAUGUGUUUUGAUUCCAAAUGCAGGCCUUUUCUUGCAGGGCUAUGGUGUGUUUGUUUUUGACCAUGUCACAUUGUAAUUAUGUGCAACAAAAGGACUUUUAUUUGGACCUGAGAUCUCGUAUUGCCUAAUUUAAAAAUUAUUAAUCAGUCUUGAAUACGCAGCAUUAUUAAUUAGUAGUUAUGCAUGUAUUAAUGUAUGAAGCACCUUACAGAUCAAAAGCUGAACAGAAUAUUUACACAAAGGAAAAUCAUUACAAAUACAUUAAGUGCCUGUUUGAGUAACGUUAAAAGGAAAUGCAGAGGCAUAAAUUGCUGAAUGGGGAAUCAGUUCUGAAUAGGCUUGCAUACUUGAAUUCUUGUGGCCUUUUUCCAGGAUGUGCUUCUGUUUCUGAGCACCUGCUUCAAGGUAUCAUUAAUUUUCUUGGUGCUGUGCAGUCCACUUAAUGCUAGAGUGCACAUGACUGAAACAUGCUAACUUUUUAAGCCUUCUUCCCCUUCAGUUUCUUGUUAGCUCUUAGUAUUGCAAUCAGUUCGGGUACUUGUUCCCUGCCUCCUUUUCAUUAGUGCCUGCUAUAACUUAUCAGUAUUCAGUUGUUAAUACUGACAACGUUACCCUGUGAGUGAUAGUAAAAACUAUUCCAGUGUUUGCAUGCUUCAUUGGAAAUCUGUCGCUAGGAAUACAUCUUUUGAAAACACUGCUGUUGUGUGUCUUGUUUGAUAAUUGUUCUUUUGCUAUAGAAAUUUUAAAUGCUUAACUGGGGAUUACAGAGACAAGUGGUUCUGAAAAGGUGGUAUUUCAUGAAGUCAACUCAAUUAUGCCAGGAGAAGAGUAUUUGCACAUGGAAUAUAUCUGCGUGUGAAAUGUAUACCUGUGUUCUUUGGAAGAGCUAAAACAUGUAUGAUUUCAUGGUAUUUAAAAUCUUUAAUGCAUGAAACUCAACACAGUCCUUUUACGGAGUGGAUCCAUUUUUUUUUCCUCUUAAAAAAUUUAUUUGCUGUAUUUACUUGGACCAUCAAAUAAAACUAAAAUGGUGCUUGGAACUGUGCUAAAACAGUAAUAUUCUAAUAUAUAAACCAGGCAAUUAUAUUUGAAAUCGAACUUGCACAAAAUUGCUGAUCUUCAUUUGAACUAGGUGCAAGUUCCUAAACAUCAGUGAAAAUUCUUUUGGGUAUUUUUUGUAUGUAAUUUUUGAUUAUUUCAGAAUUCUCAUUUUUUUUUCCACCAUUAUUCUUUUGAUAUGCUUUCAGUAGUCGAUUGCAGAAUAUCUAAAAUAUUUUUUAAAACAGAUUUUUGUUUUGAAGAUCUCGAUGAAAAUGUGCAACUAUUCACAAGUCACACUUUUUCAUCACUGCUUUACUAACAGUUGAAAAUGUAGAAGCUGUGUGAAUGUUUUAGCUAGGCUCUUGCAGUUUGCCUGUAUCUGCUAGUCCUUCCACAUGAAGAAUAAUAGCUACACUAUGAAUCAGCCUCGCUUUGCUGUUUUAAGCCCUCACCUCAUCCUGUAUACAGAAUGGUGCUUAGUCUGUUAGUAACAGCUGAAUUGUGGAAGAUGCUUAGACCUACUAUGUCGAUUUCAGUAUUAGAAUGGGCAUCUUUGACAUUGAGAAUUUGGUCACAAAAAUGUUCUUCUUGGGGAUGAAAUGUGCUAAUUGGAAACUCUAGGCUUAAAGGUGGUACAAGGUGUAUUAGAUUGUUCUUGGAACGUGAAAAAAUGUAGGAAUGUUAGCAUUAGCACUGACAAGUCCACAGUGGGUGGGAGCGUAAGGCUUUUUUGGUCUGGUUUGGGAAUCAAAGCACCUGUUUCUUAUGAUUCUUCUGAGAAACUUACGAUAAUCAAUGUUACUAAUUUAGUCUUGACUUAAUAUUAGCUCUUAAGUAUUAACUAUUGAAAGAGACUUCCUUCAUAAGUUGGCAGUGAUGUUCUGUGCUUUUGCGAUACCUGUGUGCCUCUAAGCAUGAAACGAGUAUGUAACAAAACCUUUAUUACAGUGGAAAUCUGUCUGCUCUAAUUAUGGAAUAUUCUUCAUGUGCAACUUCUGACUCGGUUCUAAGUAGACGACUUGGUCAGCUUAAGACUGCAGUUCUUAGAACACGUGUGCUUGAUUUUAUAAAUAGAUAAUGGUCUCUAAUUUCAUCUUUGAAGAUGUUUGUAGGGACCUGUAUGGCAGGUACUGUGAUUGAGAAAAGGUAUGCUGUUAGUUGAUGACGUAAGGAUUGGGAAAUACUCAAAGUCUGUGUUGAUUGGGAAUCUUUGUCAGCUCUUGGCAGAAGUUGUGGUUGUAUUUUGGUAGCUUUGCUAAAAUGCAAUUAAGGUUUCAGUCCCAGAAGAAUGUUGGAUGUAUGGCAGGGCAGAGUUAGUCAUGUGGUGAGGUUGCUUGAUGUUUUGGCUUACGUAUGAAGUGUGUGCCUUGUCUGCUUCUGUAAAAGUUCUUGACUCUUCAUAUAUUGAUCAAAAAAGAAGGUGAUUUUGAAUAUGGUGCUGAUUAGAGACAGCACUUAGGAACCUAGAAUGAAACACUUCCCAUUUUCUGUGAUCGGUGUGAGAAAACAUACUUGUUCAUGAGACACGUAAAAUAGAUUGACAAGUGUCUUAGGAAAGUAUGUUAGAAAAGAGUUCUCAUUUGGGAAUGUGCAUGUUUCCUACCUUCUUGAGGUAUUGAGUGUCUUCUUAAUUGUGCUGCUUGAAAUGUAGGUGCUUGUAAAGUAGUAGGUGAAAAAUGCACAUAUGUGGAAAAUGGCCUUUUUUUUUUAAAGAUACUUUGGCCUUGACAGAUUCUUCUUUUUCUUCACAGUCUUGGGAAUAAAAAGUUUGUUUGCUUGUUGUUAAAGACUAGCAUAGCUUGUCACUAAACAUAUUACUCAAAAUCGUAUGUAAAUGGUCAACUGCUUUUUUGUUUACUUUCCCAUGUGGGUUGGACAGAUGUUUACUUCAUUCAGAAAAGUAACUAUUAUAGAACAUCACUGUAGUCAUACAUACAUUACUGUACAUAUAAUAUGCUUCAAAUGGAAAGAACCCAUUUGCACCUUGUCGUAGGAAAACAUGCUUAUCAAUUUGUUCGUGCUAUGGAUUUUUAUUAAUGUCAUGAAAACUAGCCUGCUUUUUAAAUUCAGGAUUCAGAGAAUGCAAAGCAAGAAGAUAAUUAAACACUUUGUAACCUCAGUAUGUGGGACUGCUGAAGUCUGGUAUCUAUGAGUAUGUCAGUUUAAGUUCCAAACUUUGUUACCCUAUCAUCUUUGUGUUUUUUGUUAACUGUUUCACUCUUUGUAGCAUUCCGUUCAAGUAAAAAGUCACUUAAAAUAGUUACAGAACUGCAUUUCUGCUUUCCUAUAAACAUCUGUUUAUUGCUGUCUUGAUUUUAAGCUGGUGACAAACACAGAAACUGCCAGCUGUUUUUGAAGAUGUCUUCGUAGUUUCUGAUACAAGUAAUAUAAAUUCAGCUGGACUUCAGAUGGAAUGAGCUCUAAGAAUAUGCAUAAUCCGAAAUCAUAGGAAUAUAACUUCAGAACAAACCUCUAACUACUAGUUGUUAUUUUAAUAGUAGCAGAAAGAUCUGUAAUCUUUGAUAGCAAAGGUGCUUUCUUACUUAAAAUACAUAGUUUUUAGCUGUCCUCUUGGUGCUGUAGAAUAGGCUUUUCUGCAAAUACUUAACAAAUCAUAGCAUUUUCUUUAAAGCGUUAGGAGUUUGUCCAAAAAAUGAAUAGUAGAGCCCGCAUCUCUUUUUUUUUUCCCAAAUAGGAAUGAGAGGUGGGGAAGCUAACCUCAUUUUUUCAAUCUCCAAUGUCUUCUUGAAAAAGUGGCAUUGAGUAUCCAGGAAGUUGUCAUACAAGGGCUGCUCUGAAACUAAUGCUUCCUAUUUUAUUAUGUUGUCCCAUGAUGUCAGAGGCAGAUGGUGAUAUGGCAGUAGAAGCUGAACCUUCCCACCAAUAUUCUAUUACAUUUUAUUGCUGCAGAUGGUGGCAGAGGGGCAGUCUGUCACAAAUGGCAUCUGACGUGGAAGUACACAUGAAGUAAAGAUAUGGAAUUUAACUCCUCUGUGUAGGGAAAAAAAAUGGCACCCACUGACAUUUGUUGAUG
Messenger RNA from Numida meleagris (helmeted guineafowl), 6303 nucleotides. It is a transcript of the gene AP1S2, whose product is annotated as adaptor related protein complex 1 sigma 2 subunit. The transcript has 5 exons. Gene Ontology annotation, molecular function: clathrin-cargo adaptor activity. NCBI's taxonomy places the organism in Eukaryota, Metazoa, Chordata, Aves, Galliformes, Numididae. Gene Ontology annotation, biological process: intracellular protein transport; vesicle-mediated transport. The record is from RefSeq and is a predicted model, not a curated record. Bases 134 to 580 code for a protein of 148 amino acids. Gene Ontology annotation, cellular component: membrane coat; AP-1 adaptor complex; intracellular membrane-bounded organelle.